CGAAGAAAUAUGGCGCCUGUAUUUUGGCCGAACUGCAUCGCAUCUGAAGGAUAGAUAAAGAUAAAUAAGAAAUUAAUGUUUUGAAUUGUUAGUAAAACAUGAAUAUUUUACCCAAGAAGAGAUGGCACGUAAGGACGAAGGAAAAUAUUGCCCGUGUCAGACGGGAUGAAGCGAAAGCUGCAGAAGAGGAAAAAGCAAAGACAGAUCGAAUUCAGAAAGCUGAGACCGAAGCACGGAUUAACUUUCUAAGAAAUCAAGCGAGGAAAAAUUAUGAUGGCCGAGAAGAUGAAUUACAAAGUGUUCCGAGUACGUCAUCAGAGAAACUCGAGCAUGUAAACUUCUUUGCGGACCUAGAAGAUGGGAAAAUUGAUUACAAUAAACCUAAUGCUGAACAUGAACGAGAGAAGAAAGAAGAGAAAGAGAAGUAUGAAAAACAAAUUGGAUACUUAACUUACCUCGGUCAAGACACCAACGAAGCGACAGGAAAGACAAAUUGGUACGAUGAAUUACCUAAAAGGCUUACGGAUACAGAAACAAAAGUGGAAGUUGAGAUAAAACGUAAAUCUUUUGACGAUCCUAUACGAGAUAUUAGAAGAUACAUGAACAUCAUGCGCUCAACACCUGAAGGUAAUGAUUCAAAGAUAAAAGAUAGGAAGAGAAAGAGGAAUCGUAGGCAAUCGGAUGAUUCUGAUUCCGAGGCGGAAGGGCAAGCCAAAAAGCAAAAUAAACAAAAAUCCAAAAAGCAUGAGAGCGAUAACGCGAAAUCAGAUUCACAUGAUUCUAAGCCAAAAGCAGACAUUGAAAAACUAAGGGCACAGAGAUUGCUAAGAGAACAAACCGAAAAAUUAAGAACAGAAGCAUUAUUAGCAAAAUUACGGGGCGAUCCAUUACCUGUUUCUCCCAAGGAGAUACCGAAACCUCUUAUAAAGCAAAAAUAUAAUUCUCAAUUCUGUCCGGAAAUUGCACGACAAAACGCAGAACGUACACCCAGGCGUUAGUAAUUAGUGGAAACGAUUUAACAUUUAAUGUUGAUUUGUAAACAUUUGUAUAUAUUAAAUGAAUUAGUAUUGAUAUAUGAUACUAUAUUUUGUUAGAAUAUGUAAAUCGUUUAAAUAUUAUUUGAGGUAUUCAUAGGUAUUAGAUUUUAGUGGAACAAUCGUGAAUUAAUAUAACAAAAUUCAAUUCUAAAAAAGUGAAAGAGAUGCUUUGUGUUAUACCGGGCGGCAUCACGUGACCCAAAAUGGCUGCGUUUAGAGGUUAGCAUGUACCCGAUUCUACAAAUGAACUGUUUUUUUCUGCAAGAA
This is a messenger RNA of Orussus abietinus, 1304 nucleotides long. RefSeq names its product leukocyte receptor cluster member 1 homolog. The transcript is spliced from 3 exons. The record is from RefSeq and is a predicted model, not a curated record. Bases 99 to 998 code for a protein of 299 amino acids. NCBI's taxonomy places the organism in Eukaryota, Metazoa, Arthropoda, Insecta, Hymenoptera, Orussidae.